AUGUCGUUGGACCAUCAAGCAUCGUAUUGCAUCAUUAUCAUGGACAGGACAGGACAAGAACAAGACGAGAUAAGUUCUGUCGACAAAUUCUGUGAUAUGAUGCUAAUGCCUUGUAUAUAUGUCAUUGGUCAAGACAUGCUAUGCGGUAACCAUCAGGUCAUGGAGCUGUACCGUAACAUCAUCAAACAUGUCAUGACAGAAUCACUAUUUGGUGUUAUUGAAUGUGACAUUACCGUGCCGAAUCAACUCUGGAAUGUCUUUGCCGAGAUGCCACCAAUAUUCAACAAUGUGGGACUUGUGUUCAACGAUAUAUGCGCUGAACCACAAGAUCGGGUAAACCCAAACUACAAGUGUAACAAACUAAUUGACAGUUUCUUUGGAAAUAAAGUGUUAUUCCAUACAGAGUUGCUAAAAUGUGUAGCUUGUACUGUAAAAUACGAGUAUAACACACUGUUCAAUGCAUUCAUGAAUCGUGUUUCGAAUGACAUGCGAGUUGGAGAUACCAAACUUCCAUAUGAAAGUUUUAAGCUCACCUAUGCCAGCAAACUCAUACUUGCACCAAUGGUACGAGUAAGCACUCUUCCACUUCGUCUAUUAGCACUCAAGUAUGGAGCAGAUAUUGUUUACAGUCCAGAGAUUGUGGAUAGAAGAUUGAUGCGAUCGCAACGAAUUCAAAAUGAUAAAUUUGGCACAAUCGAUUAUGUGGAUGAUAGUGGAUCACUCAAUCUGAGAAUCCAUCCUAAUGAACGGGGUAGGCUUGUUGUUCAACUUGGUUCUUCAAACCCAGUGUUUGCUGUUCUAGCUGCUCAAAAAGUGGCAGGUGAUGUAGACGGUAUCGACUUGAACUGCGGAUGUCCAAAAAAGUUUUCGGUUUCUGGUGGUAUGGGAUCAGCAUUACUAGAGAAUCCAGACACGCUCGAGGCUAUUUUGACAGCACUGGUCUCGAGUGUAUCUAUUCCAGUCACAUGCAAAAUUAGACUAUUGGAUCCGAGAGAGGGGAAAACAUCAAUUGAACGAACGAUUGAACUGAUGCAGCGUUUAGAAAAAACCGGGAUUUCAGCGAUUGCUGUACACUGCCGGUUUAUUCAUGAACGACCCCGCCAGCCUGCUCAUUGGGAUGUAUUUGAGCAAAUUUCAAACUGCAUAUCCAUUCCUGUUAUUGCAAAUGGCGAUCUAUGGACCAUGGAAGACAUACAUAAAUUUAGAGCAACAAGCGGAUCAGCCGUGUCAUCAUUCAUGAUUGCCAGAGGGGCGCAAGAUAAUGUAUCAGUGUUUUGUAAGGAGGGACUGGCACCUAUAUGGAGCGUACUAAAGGAAUAUUUGCAAAUUGCUCAAGAAUGCGGUGCAAACUACUACAGCAUUAAAUAUGUAUUGCUACAGAUGUGGAGUGGCCAAGAUGGGAUCGAGUUUAGACAACGGCUAGUUCGGUGCAAGACAAUCGAAGCAAUAAGUGAUCUAUUCAAGGAACUAGAUCAUUGUCAGGGAUUACUCGCUCGAUCAAAUACUCAACCUCCAGUGGCAUAGUGUCGCAAUUAGCUUAUACCUAUUUUUGGAAUCAUAUCAAUACAAUUUUUAAUAUUGUACAUUAAUCUAUACUGUUCUGUUGCAUAUCAAUGAGUCACAUAUAAAUGGUGCUACGGUUAGUACUAGAAGAACUGGACUAUUCUAAACUGUUGAACCUAUUCUGUUUAGACGAAUGUAUUAUCCCUUGACAAGUCUUAUUACUCAUGAUGAUG
Molecule: messenger RNA, 1736 nt
Organism: Batrachochytrium dendrobatidis JAM81
Lineage: Eukaryota; Fungi; Chytridiomycota; Chytridiomycetes; Rhizophydiales
Product: tRNA-dihydrouridine(20) synthase (NAD(+))
Exons: 9
Coding region: 1-1524 (507 amino acids)
Biological process (GO): tRNA dihydrouridine synthesis
Cellular component (GO): cytoplasm
Molecular function (GO): tRNA dihydrouridine synthase activity; flavin adenine dinucleotide binding
Source: RefSeq, a predicted model, not a curated record